This is a messenger RNA of Gekko japonicus, 644 nucleotides long. RefSeq names its product U2 small nuclear ribonucleoprotein B''-like. The coding region runs from base 1 to 357 and encodes 118 amino acids. Lineage: Eukaryota; Metazoa; Chordata; Lepidosauria; Squamata; Gekkonidae. The transcript is spliced from 4 exons. Gene Ontology annotation, cellular component: U1 snRNP. Gene Ontology annotation, molecular function: U1 snRNA binding. Gene Ontology annotation, biological process: mRNA splicing, via spliceosome. The record is from RefSeq and is a predicted model, not a curated record.
AUGGCGCCCGUGGGCACCAUUGUGCACACUGAUACCUUUUCCGGUGCCUGCCAGGGAGCAAACCAGAAUUCAGCAAAUGCCCAAUCCAGCUCUUCCCAGAACCAGCAGGUCCCUGAUAAUCCACCAAACUACAUACUUUUCCUCAACAACCUGCCAGAAGAGACCAACGAAAUGAUGCUGUCGAUGCUCUUCAAUCAGUUCCCUGGUUUCAAAGAAGUCCGGCUGGUCCCCGGCAGGCACGACAUCGCCUUUGUGGAGUUUGAAAACGAAGGGCAGGCGGGCGCCGCGCGGGACGCUCUCCAAGGCUUCAAAAUCACCCCCUCCCACGCCAUGAAGAUCACGUACGCCAAGAAGUAAAGCAGAAGGACUUGGUUAUUGUUGUUUUUUAUAUGACAUCAGCAUUUUGGUAAAUUGAAGUGCAAUUUCUUCAGUUUAAGGGAAAUAUAUCGUGCGACAUCGUUUGGAUCGUUCAAGGAGACAUCAGGAGUCUCACUUGUGCUUGGAAGAAAUCUGCAUUUCCUCAAAGUUAACUUGAGCUUGUGCUGAAUUUUUUUUUUUGGGGGGGUCCAUAUUCAGUUUAUACUGUGACGUUCUUUGGUUCUUCAUAGUGAGGUUCCCUUUAGGAAAAGCUGCCUGUUCAAGAA